GAUCGGCGUGCGCGUGUUCCGCUUCUUCUCGUGCCAUUCCUUCUGCUGCGCGCCUAACAGACUGGCUGGCUGCUGUUUGUGGAGCAUGGAUGAAAAACCAAAGGACGGCAGUAGUGCCGGCGAGCAAGAAGCGCUGUCCUAUCAGAAAAGGAUGUGGAAGAAUUUUCAAGAGAAAACCAAGCCGUUUUUAAGCCCCAAACUGGGCGCCGAACGUCGGAGCGCGGAAGGGAAAAAGGAGACGGGAAUAUGGAUGUUUAGGAAGAAAAAGAGGCAGGUUUUGGACCGCGUCUUUUCCUCGUCCCAGCCCAAUCUUUGCUGUUCUGCCCCAGUGCCUCUUGACGGUGACAAGUCCCUCUGCGGUAAACCGGACCCAAGCUGCAGUCAAGGACAUGCGCUGAAACCGCUCGGAACCACGGCCGUAGAGACGGCGGCGAAAUAUGAGCUGCCGGGACAUGCAAGCCCAAAGCAUAUCGUGUCACAUUUGGUGCUGUCCCACCAGAAAAGCUCGUCACUGGGGUCGGCUUGUUUUGAGAAACUGGUGGUGGGUGACUCUGGCGCCGGUGGCGUGGAUGAACAGCUGCGUAAGAACGCCAGUGAUUCUGGCAUCAACAUAGUUGGACCAAGUAAUGCGGAGCCCUCGCCUGCCAAUCUGGGAAUGUACCAGCUGGACAUCGUACUGAAGAGGGGAAAUAAUCUGGCCAUACGGGACAGGGGAGGAACCAGUGAUCCGUAUGUGAAGUUUAAGAUCUCGGGGAAGGAGGUGUUCCGCAGUCGCACCAUCAGCAAGAACCUGAACCCCGUGUGGGAGGAGUCAGUGUCCCUAUUGGUGGACAACCUGCGGGAGCCCCUCUAUGUGAAGGUGUUUGACUAUGACUUCGGUCUGCAAGAUGACUUCAUGGGGUCUGCUUACCUGUACCUGGAAUCCCUGGAGCAGAAAAGGACCCUGGAUGUGACCCUUGACCUGAAGGAUUCCCAGUACCCCGACGAUGACCUGGGGACCCUCGACCUGGCCGUCACUCUGUCGCCCAAAGAAGGGGACUUCAGAGAGGCAACCAUGCUAUUGAGGAGGAGCUGGAAACGAUCCAGUAAGCAGCAGCAGCAGCAGAGUCUCAGGCUCUCUGAUGUGCACCGUAAGGCCCAGCUGUGGAGGGGCAUCGUCAGCAUCAGCCUCAUCGAGGGUCGCCACCUCCAGCCCAUGGACCCCAACGGCCUGAGCGACCCCUACGUCAAGUUCCGCCUCGGACACCAGAAAUACAAGAGCAAGACCAUGCCCAAAACCCUGAACCCGCAGUGGAGGGAGCAGUUUGACUUCCACCUGUACGAGGAGCUGGGCGGGUACAUCGACAUCACCGUCUGGGACAAAGACGCGGGGAAACGGGACGACUUCAUGGGCAGGUGUCAGGUGGACCUGUCGGGCUUCAGUAAGGAGCAGACCCACAAGCUGGAUAUCCCGCUGGAGGAGGGCGAGGGCCUGCUGGUGCUCCUGGUCACUCUCACCGCCUCCGCCGCCGUCUCCAUCUCCGACCUGUCCGUCAACAUCCUGGACGACCCCCAGGAGCGCCGCGAGAUCCUCCAGAGAUACAGCCUGCUGCGGUCCUUCCACAACAUUAAGGACGUGGGCGUGGUCCAGGUGAAGGUCAUCCGGGCCGAGGGGCUGAUGGCAGCUGAUGUCACCGGCAAGAGUGACCCCUUCUGUGUGGUUGAGCUGAGCAACGACCGUUUGCAGACGCACACCGUCUACAAGAACCUCAAUCCGGAGUGGAACAAGGUCUUCACCUUCAACGUGAAAGACAUCCACUCCGUGCUGGAAGUCACAGUCUACGACGAGGACCGGGACAGGAGCGCGGACUUCCUGGGAAAAGUGGCCAUCCCUCUGUUAAGAAUUGAAAAUGGUGAACGGAAAGCUUACGCCUUGAAAAACAAGGAGCUGACAGGGCCAACAAAGGGGGUCAUCUUUCUGGAAAUAGACGUGAUUUUUAAUGCUGUGAAAGCUGGUCUCAGAACCUUGAUACCAAUAGAACAGAAGUACAUUGAAGAAGAGCCCAAAGUCUCUAAACAGUUGCUGCUGCAGAACUUUAACCGGGUCAGGCGCUGCAUCAUGUUCCUCAUAAACGUGGGCUGCUACAUCAACAGCUGCUUCGAGUGGGAGUCCCCCCAGAGGAGCAUCUGCGCCUUCCUGCUCUUUAUAGUGGUGGUGUGGAACUUUGAGCUCUACAUGAUCCCGCUGGUGCUGCUGCUGCCGCUGGUGUGGAACUACAUCCUGAUCGCCUCGGGGAAGGACACCAGGCAGGGCGACGUGCAAGCGGUGGAGGAUCUGCUGGAGGACGAGGAAGAGGAGUUUGACAAAGAUGACAAGGUGCCCGGUUCUUUUCCCCCCGAAGGUGGCGGUGCCAGCCGUAUCCUCCAGGAUAUGCUGGCCUCCUGGCACUUUGAGUGGAUACACGUGAUGGUGGACUCGGAGAGAAAGGGCUUCAUGAACAAGCUGUACGCCAUCCAGGACGUGUGCAUCAGUGUACAGAACGCGCUGGAUGAGGUGGCCUCCUAUGGAGAGAGGAUAAAGAACACUUUUAAUUGGACUGUGCCUUUCCUGAGCUGGCUGGCCAUCGUGGCUCUGUGUGUGGCUACCGUGGUCAUCUACUUCAUCCCCCUCAGAUACAUCGUGCUGGCCUGGGGUGUGAAUAAAUUCACCAAGAAGCUGCGCGACCCCUACACGAUCGAUAACAACGAGCUGCUCGACUUCCUCUCCAGGGUCCCCUCAGAUGUCCAAAUGGUGCAGUACCAUGAGCUGAAACCGGACCCCAGCCAGAGCCCAAACAAAAGGAAGAAAAACAACCCUGGGUAGGACAGGCCUCUCCCCCGCCUGGGAACUCUGGGAAGAGUGGGUCCGGACCAGCUUUACACCCCUCCCUCCAUCCUCUCAUCCACCUCUCGCCCCAAGCGUUUUAUCCUUUCAUCCUCUUUUCUCUUCGUUCUUCUUCUGUAAAUUCUGUACAGGCUCAAAGUGUAAUUAUCAUUGUAAAAGAAGAGCAGGAAAAACUUUUAAUUGCCAUUAUUUACGCCGUUUGUUUGUUUACUCGUGAUGGCGGGCGCGUGGGCGGGCGAGACGGAGAAUUGGUACUUGACCCCUUUCAGAAACGAACGAGCGAUUUUUCAGGUCGCGGUUUUAUGCCGAUGUAAAAUCGCGACUUCGACCCCCAACCCCCCAUCCUCCCCCCUCCCUCACUGUGAUCCUUCAGAACAAAACGCACCACCGUGUCCAACGCCGGGUUCAGCCGAAAGACAGACGUACCAUGGCGACAAUCUGCUCCCAAAACAAAGUCAGCGGUCAAAUGCCAGUUUCCCCCGUCCCAACACGUCUGUAGAGCUAGUGUGGCUGCACAGAGGGCCCUGGUCUCCGCGUCUUCAGCGGGAGUGAAUCUCAGCUGGGUCUGCUCGCUGCGUGAGCGCGGUAAACGUUCAUUAGAAAGUUAGAGAAGGAAUGAAAGGGAAUGUAGCUGAGGCCUAUGGCGUUGUACUACCCACAGCGACGGGGAGGCAGGGGGAAACGGUGCUUUCUUCCCCUCCCGACAGUGACAGCCAUACCCUCUGGUCUGCCAUUGUUCUUCAGGAUUCCUCACGCAGGAGAUGAAACUAGUUUUUCUUAAGUAAAUGAUAACAGGAAUAUAUAUAUUUUAAAGUAUACAUAAGGGCUGUGUUUUAGAAUUUUAACUUUUAAUAACAGUUUAAACCCACACACAAACACUUCUGUUACGCGAGCAGGCCUGGGUUUUACAAAUGAGCCGCCGGUUCAGCUGGAGUUGAGAAAGCAGCGCUGGUCAUCGUUGUGACGCCCAAGCCACGCCCCGCUGCUCCAGAACGGACCGGCAGGGGGCGAUAGCCACGCCCCGCUGCUCCAGAACGGACCGGCAGGGGGCGAUAGCCACGCCCCGCUGCUCCAGAACGGACCGGCAGGGGG
Messenger RNA from Conger conger (European conger), 3955 nucleotides. Its product is annotated as multiple C2 and transmembrane domain-containing protein 1-like. Gene Ontology annotation, biological process: regulation of neurotransmitter secretion. Gene Ontology annotation, molecular function: calcium ion binding. The coding region runs from base 86 to 2842 and encodes 918 amino acids. Gene Ontology annotation, cellular component: synaptic vesicle membrane. The transcript is spliced from 22 exons. Lineage: Eukaryota; Metazoa; Chordata; Actinopteri; Anguilliformes; Congridae. The record is from RefSeq and is a predicted model, not a curated record.